AUGACAAUUAGUGCUUCUGUCGUAAUAUACUGCUUUAAUUGUCGUGCAGUCGUACAGAAUGACGAUAGCUACAGCCCUUCGGCGUUAUCUGUACGGGGCCAGUCAAAGGCCGUUCCAAGAGGUAAAAUCUUCCGUGGCCUUGACUCGCAGGCAGAAGUCUCUAUCGAAGCUGAUGGAGCUUUUAACGGCUGCAAUUGCGCGUUAAUGGCUCGUAGCACCCAUUCGGACUGGGCAGGGGAAUGGUCUGGAGGUUCUUGCUAUUAUGAUUUCGAUUUUAUCAAUGCAUGUGCCGGAAAGCGCGGGCGCUGCAAAUUGCAUUUGGGCCAAUUGGCAAAGUGCUUGGCGCCCCUUCAGAGUUGUUCGUCUUAUAAGAUUUGCAAAGACCAGAAUCGCGCCAUAAUCCUGCCUUCGCGCACUGGGGAAUCCCAGCUUAAGUAG
This is a messenger RNA of Volvox carteri f. nagariensis, 438 nucleotides long. RefSeq lists its product as uncharacterized. The record is from RefSeq and is a predicted model, not a curated record. The transcript is spliced from 3 exons. NCBI's taxonomy places the organism in Eukaryota, Viridiplantae, Chlorophyta, Chlorophyceae, Chlamydomonadales, Volvocaceae. The coding region runs from base 1 to 438 and encodes 145 amino acids.